Molecule: messenger RNA, 2490 nt
Organism: Python bivittatus (Burmese python)
Lineage: Eukaryota; Metazoa; Chordata; Lepidosauria; Squamata; Pythonidae
Source: RefSeq, a predicted model, not a curated record
AUGACAGUACUAUUGACAGACAUUGUUUGCCAUAUUUCUGCUAAAAGCACAGCAUGUUCUGUGGGCAAGCUUCAUCUUAUUAAGCAUAAAUAUUACCAUUCAGGAGAUCUCAUCAUUGCUGGCAUUGUACCUCAGUCCUACAUGAUGUUUGAAACAAUGAAGUUUAAAAGGCAUCCAUCAGAAGAACUGAUUAAUGAUUUCAUCUAUUUCAUGGCAAGAGGGACCACCUUUGCUUCAACUGAGCUUCUCUCCACACAGGGCAGACUGAUCCCUAACUAUAAGUGUGACAGCAAGGACAAGGCAAUAUCUGUUAUUGCAGGACCUAACUCUCACGUCUGUUCCUUAAUGGCAAACAUCCUGAAUGUCUACAAGAUGCCACAGCUCGUAUAUGGAUCUGCUCCAAAAGCAGAUGAUAAUGCUCAUGCUGUUUUCUUUCAUCAAUUUUUCCCAAAUGAGAACACUGAGAUUAAAGGACUUCUCCAUCUGCUGUUGUAUUUAAAGUGGACAUGGAUUGGGCUGGUUUUUCAACGUACUGAGAGUGGAGAGAAAUUUGUACACAAUGCCAUCACUAUGUUUUCGCAGAAAGGUGUGUGCUUUGACUUCAUGGAACAGUUGGCCAUGGAGACAUUUUAUGAUACAUUAGUUACAUUUAAUGAAUUGAUUAAAACGUACAUGGUUAUCAUGAACAGCACUUCCAAUGUUGUGAUCUUACAUUGUGAAAACCAGGUCACAGUCAUUUUUAGAAUGUUCCCCUAUGCUUCAGAAUUUGAAAACAUACCAAUAAAGAAAAAAGAUAAAGUUUGGAUAAUGACAGCCCAGAUGGAGUUCACAUCACUUUCCUUUCAAAGAAGGCGAGGAAUGGAUUUCUUCCAUGGUGCUAUAUCUUUUGCAGCAUUAUCCAAGGAGAUAUCUGGGUUCAAACAAUUCUUACAAAUGAGAAACCCUACUUCAGAAAAGGAAGACCAUUUAAUAAGAUUGUUCUGGGAACAGGCAUUUGCAUGUUCUUUCCCUAAUGAAAUGUUGGAUGAGGACAUUGGAAUAGUGUGCAUUGGAGAAGAAAAGUUGGAGACUCUUCCUAAUGCUGUUUUUGAUACCACCAUGACCGGGCAGAGUUAUAGCAUCUACAAUGCAGUCUAUGCUGUGGCAAAUGCAUUGCGAGCCAUGUUUUCACCCAGAUUCAAAUAUAAAGUGAGGACAGCCAGUGGGAGACAAUUGCUUUUGAAUCAAGAGGCCUGGCAGCUCCAUCACUAUUUGAGAACGUUGUCAUUUAACAACAGUGUUGGAGAGAAAAUUUUCUUUAAUGAAAAUGGGGAACUGGGAACUGGAUUUGAUAUCAUCAACUGGAUCACAUUCCCAAACCAGACUUUCCUUAAUGUCAAAGUUGGAAGGAUAGACCCCACAGCUUCUCCAGAUAAGCUGUUCACCAUUUCUGUAGAGAACAUCAUCUGGCCAAGUGAGUUUAGCAAGACACUGCCUCUUUCUGUGUGCAAUGACAAUUGCUAUUCAGGUUUCAGCAAGUUUAAAAUAGAAGGGAAACCAUUUUGCUGCUAUGACUGCCUUCCAUGUACAAAAGGGAAGAUUUCAAACAAGACAGAUGCAGAUGACUGUUCUCAAUGUUCAGAAAAUCAGUACUCAACCAAAGCUCAAAAUCUUUGCAUUCCAAAACGGAUUGUAUUUUUGUCUUACAAAGAACCCUUGGGAAUCACCUUGACAAGUGUUGCUUUCUUCUUUUCUUUCAUCUCAGCUGUGGUGCUGGGGAUCUUCAUUAAACAGCAGGAUACUCCCAUUGUCAAAGCCAACAACAGGAACCUCACCUACAUUCUUCUCAUUGCUCUCCUGCUCUCCUUCCUUUGCACUUUGCUCUUCAUUGGGCAACCUGACCAAGUGAAAUGUCUCAUGAGACAAACUGCCUUUAGCAUUAUCUUCUGUAUAGCUCUUUCUUGUAUAUUGGGGAAAACAACCAUUGUGUUUCUUGCUUUCAUGGGCACCAAACCAGGCUCCAAAAUGAGGAAAUGGGUGGGGAAAAGGCUGGCCAACACUAUUGUCCUCUCUUGCUCUGUGGUACAAACAACAAUUUCUGUUGUGUGGCUUACAAUUUCUCCCCCCUUCCCAGAUUUUGACAAGUACUCCAUGGCUGAAGAAAUUGUUCUAGAAUGUAAUGAAGGUUCAACCACUAUGUUUUAUACUGUUCUUAGUUUUUUGGGGUUCUUGACUGCUAUCAGUUUCACAGUGGCUUUCCUAGCUAGAAAAUUACCAGACAGCUUUAAUGAAGCCAAAUUUAUCACUUUCAGCAUGUUGGUCUUUUGCAGUGUCUGGAUAUCAUUUGUUCCUACCUAUCUGAGCACAAAGGGCAAAUAUACAGUAGCUGUGGAGAUCUUCUCCAUUUUGGCUUCUGCAGCUGGCUUAUUGUGUUGCAUCUUUUCCCCUAAAUGCUACAUUAUUGUUCUAAGGCUUGAUUUGAACAAAAAGGAGCAGCUAAUAAAGAGAUAA